UGAGUAAAUUUCAUCCAUGUUUUGAAAUCUGUGAUAUUUCCUGACUCCGUUCACCUUUGUUACUGAAAUACACAGUCAAACCUGGAGUAGAUAUUACUCCUGACUCACAAUACCUCUAUCGAGGUUUACCUGGAUUGGUAAAUACUCCUUUGCUUAUAUCAGAUAUUGUUUACAUGUUGUAAAGUUUGUUUUUCCCUCUUCGGUUGAAACAUGAGUGGACGAGUGAAUAACACGAUCCCGAUCCAGUCGACGGCAGGGGCCGUGACGAUUAAGAAUGAAAAGGGAGACAUCACGAUGCAAAAGGUGAAAGUGAAUCGGUAUGUGACGGGUAAAAGACCUGACUACGCUCCCGAUUCUAGCAGCGAGGAAGAAGAAGAGGUUGAGUUCAAUUUCGGACCGAAGAAGGUACGUGAUGCUCCUAAACCGGUUCUUGUUGAUAACAAAUCCGAAGAUCCUCGUUUGAGACGGUUGAAAGAGAGAACGAUUGAUGAUGAUAGCGAUGUGGAGGAUCGGGUUACGAGACAUCGUAGGGAAGUUAUUGAGCCAGAAGUUGUCAUGGAAGCAUCCGAAGAUGAAAUGGAUGACAGGCACCGGCGAGAGGAAGAGGAAAGUAGCGAAGAAGAAGAAUUGGAUGAAGAAGAAAUCGAGAGAAGGAGAGAAUUGUUAAGGCAACGGGCCUUACAAAGAAAAGAAGAAGAGGAAGAAGAAGUUAUGGACCUUGAAGAUGAAAAAUCUGAAGGCGAAAGUGAUGAAGAAUCGUCUGAAUAUGAGGAAUAUACCGAUUCUGAAGAAGAAACUGGGCCUAGAUUAAAGCCUGUUUUCGUUAGAAAGAAAGACAGAAUCACGAUCCAAGAAAAAGAGAAGGAGGACUUAAAGGCACGCGAACAAGAAAUCGAAACGAAACGAAUGGUGGAAGAAAGACGACGACAAACGCUAAAGAUAAUUGAAACAGAGGCAAGAAAAGAAUUAGAAGAGACGAAAGAGGAAGAUCCGUGUGAUGCUGUGGAUACGGGUGACGAAAAUGAUGAAGAAGAAUACGAAGCCUGGAAAGUUCGUGAGUUGAAACGCAUGAAGCGUGACCGAGAGGAACGAGAAGCUCUGGAGAAAGAAAAGGGUGAGAUCGACCGAUUACGAAACAUGAACGAUGAAGAAAGACGAUCAGAACAGCGAGCUAAUCCUAAGAUUAUACCCAACAAAGCACCUAAAGGACGAUAUAAGUUUCUUCAGAAAUAUUAUCAUAGGGGUGCGUUUUUCAUGGACGAAGAAGAUACUGUUUACAAGCGGGACUUUUCAGCACCAACUUUGGAAGAUCAUUUUGAUAAGACUAUUCUACCUAAAGUCAUGCAGGUGAAGAAUUUUGGUCGUUCUGGACGAACCAAAUAUACGCAUUUGGUUGACCAAGACACGACUCAGUUCGAUUCUCCUUGGCUGGCCGACACUGCACAAAAUCUUAAAUUCCAUACAUCAAAGGGUGGUGGCAUGAAACAAGUGUUUGAAAGACCAUCGGUCAAAAAACGGAAAUAAUAUUUAAAGACAUGACAACUAAGUACAAACUUUUACAAAACACCUGUGACUCAAACAAAUUACUUUUACAUUCACUUUUUUUUUUUUUUUUUUCUUAAGGGACACAAAUUGUUUUCUUUCAAAAGGGGACAAAUAUUAUUUUUGUUGUUAAUUUAGAAAAACAAUGCAGUGAGCUGGCAGAAUUGUUAGCAAGCCGGACAAGAUGCUUAGCAUCUGUCUUUACAUUCUGAGUUCAAGUUCUGCUGAGGUCUACUCUGCCUUUCCUCUUUUCAUGUCGAUAAAAUAAGUACCAACUAACCGCUAGGGUCAAUGUAAUCAACUUACCCCUUACCAUUGCUGGCCUUGUGCCAAAUUUUGAAACCAUUAUUAAUUUAAAACAUAUCAAGGGCAGAUAGUUUAUUUCUAAAUUUCAUUUAAUAUCUAGAAAGUACAGGUACAACUUAGAUUUUCCAGAACCUUUAGUUCCAAAACCUUUCCAGAUUAUGGAUUACCAAGGGUGGUCACCUUCUAUAUUAAAUAUUAAAUUUACCUGAAUAACUGAAAUACCUGUAUAUUAGUUAAGAUGAUACAAGUUCAUUAAUGUUGUACUAUGCAAGGCACUAGUAAACUAAUCUGGUGGGAAUUUGAAGUACCUGCUCGUUAAUUAGAGCAGGUUAUAAGAGGUUUCUGGAAAGUUGUACCUGUAAUGUCAUUAGUUGUCUAAUACAGAAACAGUAUAGGUUAUCUCUUUGUCAACAUUAUUUUAAAAUACUUUGAUGUGUCAUUAAGUAAAUAACAACUGCAAGAAAAUGUUUUAUAUGUUUAUUAACAAAGAUAUAUAAGAUAGUAAGUCUUUUAAUUUUCCGAACUCUUAGUUGUACCCCAGACAUUCUAUAUCAAAAACUUUGGCAUCAACAAAUUUUCAUACAAAAAAAAAAAUCAUUAUUUAAUUUUUUUUAUAUAUAUAUAUAUAUAUUCAUCAUUUGUCAUCAUAAGCAAUAAACAGUCUUUUGAUUUUUCUAAAAUACA
Messenger RNA from Octopus bimaculoides (California two-spot octopus), 2532 nucleotides. RefSeq names its product microfibrillar-associated protein 1. The record is from RefSeq and is a predicted model, not a curated record. NCBI's taxonomy places the organism in Eukaryota, Metazoa, Mollusca, Cephalopoda, Octopoda, Octopodidae.